This is a messenger RNA of Cicer arietinum (chickpea), 1278 nucleotides long. RefSeq names its product dihydroflavonol 4-reductase. Lineage: Eukaryota; Viridiplantae; Streptophyta; Magnoliopsida; Fabales; Fabaceae. The record is from RefSeq and is a predicted model, not a curated record. Gene Ontology annotation, molecular function: dihydroflavanol 4-reductase activity. Gene Ontology annotation, biological process: anthocyanin-containing compound biosynthetic process.
CCAACCAAUACCAAAAGGGCAAAAACAAUAAUAAAAGAGAAGCAAACUUAUGGGUUCUAUUUCAGAAAUGGUUUGUGUUACUGGAGCUUCGGGCUUCAUCGGGUCAUGGCUUGUCAUGAGACUCAUGGAGAGUGGUUAUACGGUUCGAGCCACCGUACGCGAUCCAGAUAACAUGAAGAAAGUGAAGCAUUUAUUGGAAUUGCCGGGUGCAAAGAGUAAAUUGACUCUUUGGAAAGCUGACCUUGAAGAAGAGGGAAGUUUUGAUGAAGCAAUUAAAGGGUGUACAGGAGUUUUUCAUGUGGCCACACCAAUGGAUUUUGAGUCCAAUGAUCCUGAGAAUGAAGUGAUAAAGCCUACAAUAAAUGGAUUACUAGACAUCAUGAAAGCAUGCGUGAAGGCCCAAACUGUUCGUAGAGUAAUUUUCACAUCCUCUGCUGGAACUCUCAAUGUUACUGAAAAACAAAAGCCUUUGUUCGAUGAAAAUUGUUGGAGUGAUGUUGACUUUUGUCGAAGAGUAAAGAUGACUGGCUGGAUGUAUUUCGUAUCUAAGACAGUUGCGGAGCAAGAAGCAUGGAAAUUUGCGAAAGAGCAUGAUAUGGACUUUAUCACAAUCAUUCCACCUCUUGUUGUUGGCCCCUUUCUUAUUCCAACUAUGCCACCAAGCCUAAUCACUGCCCUUUCCCCUAUCACUGGAAAUGAGGCCCAUUAUUCGAUAAUAAAGCAAGGUCAAUAUGUCCACUUAGAUGAUCUUUGUGAAGCUCACAUAUUCUUGUUCGAGCAUAUGGAAGUUGAAGGGAGGUACAUAUGUUGUGCAUGUGAAGCUAAUAUUCAUGACAUUGCAAAAUUAAUUAAUACAAAAUACCCAGAGUACAAUGUCCCCACAAAGUUCAAGAAUAUUCCAGAUCAAUUGGAGGUUGUCAAAUUUUCUUCAAAGAAGAUCAUGGACUUGGGAUUCGAGUUUAAAUACAACUUGGAGGAUAUGUACACUGAAGCAAUUGACACAUGCAGAGAAAAAGGACUUAUUCCUAAAUGUAUUGGACCUCCAAAAAAUGGAGUACAUAUAUAAUAAAUAAAUAGGAUGUGUGUGAUGGUUUAAACUUUAAAGAGAUAUUUUUUUUUUUUUUUUAUCAAUAAGGUUUUCUUUAGUAAUCGGAAUAUUCGGUCCCAAAAGGCCAAAUUCCCCCUUUUGUCUUUUAGAAGUUAUUAUGCAAGUUGAGUAAAAAAGAAUUAUGUUUUAUGUAUGAAAAGUCUCACAUAGUUUAGACAAAAUUUCAUCUA